AUGUGCACAUCCAGGCUCUUCACCCUCGUCCUGGUGGUGCAGCCGCCCCGCGUCCUCCUGGGCAUGAAGAAACGCGGGUUUGGAGCCGGGCUGUGGAACGGCUUCGGGGGGAAGGUGCAGCCGGGGGAGAGCAUCGAGGAGGCUGCUCGCAGGGAGCUCCUAGAGGAGAGUGGACUGACUGUGGACACCUUGCAGAAGAUGGGUCAAAUCACGUUUGAAUUUGUAGGCAACUCAGAACUCAUGGAAGUUCACAUUUUCCGAGCAGAUCAUUUUCAUGGAGAGCCAACAGAAAGUGAUGAAAUGCGUCCACAGUGGUUUCAGCUGGAUGAGGUGCCAUUCAAUCACAUGUGGGCCGACGAUAUCUAUUGGUUUCCCCUGCUGCUUCAGAAAAAGUUGUUUCGUGGCUAUUUUAAGUUCCAGGGACAAGACACUAUCCUGGAGCACACCCUGAAAGAAGUGGAGGAAGUUUAAGAAAUCGGAAGCAUUCAACCCACAUGCUGCUGCCCACAUUGGGUUAGAACGCCAUGAGUACUACUUAGAAGCGUCUCCUUUCUCAACUCUCCAGCAAAGGAGACUUAUUUGCCAGGUCACUGGGAAGUAGGGAAAAUAAGGGGGUUUCUUAGAGCAGAAACAGAAGUAAUGAGAUUUUUCCAUGCUGUGAAGUCCCUGGCUGUGGUAUACUUUAGUGGUUACGUGAUUGCAACUAUUAAAAACUUAGUAUUAACCCUUUUCUUUGCAGGUGGCUAAUUUUUAGGCUUUUCCCUUGUGGCUGGAAAUGUUUUU
This is a messenger RNA of Pelecanus crispus (Dalmatian pelican), 783 nucleotides long. It is a transcript of the gene NUDT1, whose product is annotated as nudix hydrolase 1. Gene Ontology annotation, molecular function: 8-oxo-7,8-dihydroguanosine triphosphate pyrophosphatase activity. Lineage: Eukaryota; Metazoa; Chordata; Aves; Pelecaniformes; Pelecanidae. Gene Ontology annotation, cellular component: cytoplasm. The record is from RefSeq and is a predicted model, not a curated record. Gene Ontology annotation, biological process: DNA protection.